Molecule: messenger RNA, 690 nt
Organism: Orbicella faveolata
Lineage: Eukaryota; Metazoa; Cnidaria; Anthozoa; Scleractinia; Merulinidae
Product: carbohydrate sulfotransferase 9-like
Source: RefSeq, a predicted model, not a curated record
AUGGUUAAACUAAUGAUGGUUAAAAGUGUACUUCUAAUAAUUUUAAUUAACAUCAUUUACAGACAGGAUUCUGCUAGCAUCAAUCAGAGUUUGAGGAUGGAAAUUCGUUUGCAAGAACGAAGAGCUCGAGUCCAAGAUUACUGCAAGAGGCACAAACGUAACGCCGACACUGUACUUGGGAAGGAUCUUCAUUAUUUCAACAUCUUUCGUAGCAGGAAAGUUAUUUACUGUUUUAUACCCAAAGUCUCAAGCUCACGAUGGAAAAAGGAACUGUCACCCUUGGUAGAAGAUGACAAGCAAAUUUAUAAAGGCAGUUUGAAAAACGAUCUCAGAAAAUUCCCUCGACAAGAAGUGGAACCAAUGCUUAAGAACUCUUUUACGUUCCUAUUUGUCCGGGAUCCUAUGGAGCGGGUGCUUUCCGCUUACAAGGAUAAAUUUGUGAAAGAUAACAAGUAUUUUCAUCGAGCGUAUGGUAGAGAUAUCAUCAAACGAUGCAGGCCUAAUGCAACAAAGCAGGCCCUUGAGACAGGCAGUGGUGUGACUUUUCCGGAAUUCACGAAGUAUCUGGUAGAAACACGAAGUUGGGAUGAACACUGGGGAGCAUUUGACAAACUAUGUCAUCCCUGUGCUGUAAACUAUGACUUUAUAGGUCGUUUCGAAAAUCUCUUUGAGGAUGCUCGUUAUUUGAUA